Colletotrichum chrysophilum is the source of this 672-nucleotide messenger RNA. RefSeq lists its product as uncharacterized. Gene Ontology annotation, biological process: electron transport coupled proton transport; aerobic respiration; mitochondrial respiratory chain complex I assembly. The coding region runs from base 1 to 672 and encodes 223 amino acids. The record is from RefSeq and is a predicted model, not a curated record. NCBI's taxonomy places the organism in Eukaryota, Fungi, Ascomycota, Sordariomycetes, Glomerellales, Glomerellaceae. The transcript has 3 exons. Gene Ontology annotation, molecular function: quinone binding; 4 iron, 4 sulfur cluster binding; NADH dehydrogenase (ubiquinone) activity.
AUGCUUUCCUCCACGAGGACAGCGGCCUCAAUGGCCCUGCGAGCGAGGCCGACCACGUCCCUCAUGCCCAUCCGUGUUGCCGCCGCCUCCAUCUCGAGCUCGUCACGAAAGGACGCCAGCUCCGUCACGCCGCACUCUGCCAGCGGUCUCAUCAAGAAGGAGCGCAAGGAGGUUCCCCUGCCCAGCCAGGAGCCCACCAAGGGCGUCUUGCAAUAUGCUCUCACCUCUCUCGACGUAAUAACGAACUGGGCCCGCCAGUCCUCCCUCUGGCCCAUGACCUUCGGUCUCGCCUGCUGCGCCGUCGAGAUGAUGCACCUCUCCACGCCCCGAUACGACCAGGACCGUCUCGGCAUCAUUUUCCGCGCCUCCCCGCGUCAGUCCGACGUGAUGAUCGUCGCCGGCACCCUCACAAACAAGAUGGCCCCCGCCCUACGCCAGGUCUACGACCAGAUGCCCGACCCCCGCUGGGUCAUCUCCAUGGGCUCCUGCGCCAACGGAGGCGGCUACUACCACUACAGCUACUCCGUCGUUCGCGGCUGCGACCGCAUCGUCCCCGUCGACGUCUACGUCCCCGGCUGCCCCCCGACCUCCGAGGCCCUUAUGUACGGCAUCUUCCAGCUCCAGCGUAAGAUGCGCAACACCAAGAUCACCCGCAUGUGGUACCGCAAGUAG